CUCCCCGUUCUGCGCACGGUGUGUCUCGCCUAAGCUCGAUCGAGUUCGUCUUCUGGACAACUACUCUCGUCUCUCCACUUUGCUCCAGUCUCGCUGUCUUUUGCCUCCGCGUCAUCGAAGAAGAAAACAGAAGAAUUGAGAAGGAAACAAAAGAUCCAGGAUUACUUAACGCAGAGACAUCCUUGUCUGCUUGACAUGAGGAUAUUUUAAUCGCCUGAAAGCGGUUCUGUUAUCCAACAUCACCAUGGUGAAAGAAUCUGGGCCCACUUUUGUCCAGAAGCCGAUCCUCGACCAGUCGGAUGAUGGCCGGGUCCUUAAGUUCUCCUGCCGCAUCGCUGGCGAGCCUCGGCCCAGCUUCAAGUGGUUCCUGAAUGACCGAGAGCUGCGGGAUGGCGGCCGCUACUUCAUGACCACCAAGCCCGAGGCCCAGGGCUACCUGGUGGCCCUGGAGAUUGAGGACGUGUCGGGCGAGGAUGCAGGGAACUACAAGAUUGUAGCCGAGAACAAGUCAGGCAGCACCAGUGCCACUAUCAACCUGAAGUUUGGGGAAGAGGAGGAAGGUGAAGGGAAGCCAGGGGAUGCCGAGGGCAUUGCUCCCAACUUCACCAUGAAGCCCAGGAUGCGGCAGUCGGAGGACGGCGUGAAGCUGACCAUCGAGUGUGAGCUGAUGGCCGACCCGGAGCCCGAGGUGACCUGGUACCGGGGCAACAGCGUGCUACGGGAUGGCGGCCGGUUCCGGCUGACCUUCAGCCCCGACGCUGAGUACUACUUCCUGGCGCUGGAGAUUACGGAUGUCACUGAGAAGGAUGGCGGGGAGUAUAAGAUUGUGGCCAGCAACAAGCUGGGCACCGCCACGAACACCAUCAAGCUCAACUUCCAGACCGGUGCCCCGUCAUUCACCAUGCAGCCCAAGAUCGAGCAGUCUUCGGAUGGCCGCAACCUGACCUUCCAGUGUGAGCUGACGGCUGACCCCCGACCCACGCUGACCUGGUACAAGGACGACGUGCCGCUGGCCACCAGUGGGCGCAUCAAGAUGAACGUGGAGCAGGACGACAACAUCUUCUUCCUCACGCUCGGCAUCACCGACGUGUCGGCCAAGGAUGCCGGCAAGUACAAGAUCGUGGCACAGAACGAACACGGUGAUGCUAAGUCCACCAUCGACUUGAACUUUGAGGGUGGGGCAGAGGAACCACCUAAGCCACCGGUGAAAGGCACCCCUCCCUCAUUUGUGGGCAAUCCGGCUAUGCGGCAGUCGGACGAUGGCUCCUCAGUCUACUUCGACUGCCAGCUGACGGGUGACCCAAAACCCGAGAUCAUCUGGACGCUGGGUAACAAGCGCAUCCCGACAGGCGGCAAAUACAACAUCAAGCUGGAGCCCAAGGGGAUGAAGCAGUAUAUGCUGGUACUGAGCAUGGACAACAUCAGCCCCAAGGACGGCGGGACCUAUUUGGUGUUUGCACGCAACGAUGCCGGGGAAGCCAGAACCACCAUCAACCUCAACUUUGACGUUCGCGAGGCUAACAAGGAGGGUGCCCCCACCUUCAUUGAGAAGCCAACCAUCAAGCAGGAGGAUAACGGCCGUCGUUUGGUCAUGGAGUGCAAGGUUAUGGCGGACCCCAGGCCCAAGGUGGUGUGGUACUACAACAAUAAGGAGCUGAAGGAUGCUGGGCGCUACCGCCUGCGCACCACCAAGCAGGGCAAGAUCUAUGUCUUGGUGCUGGAUCUGUCUGGUGUCACCCCUCAGGACAUGGGUGUCUACAAAGUGGUGGCUGAGAACGAAAAGGGCAAGGCCUCCUCCACGAUGACCGUCAACUUUGAAGUCAAAGACAAGCGUUUUCCACGGAAGUUUGAUGUCACUGCGGAUGUUGCUAAGGUCCAUGUGGACUUUCCACCCACCUCCAUGGAGACCAUCGACCUGGGGCCGGACUUUGGCACCCUGGAGCUGCUCAUGCCGGAGAUGGAGAAAGGCGGACCCAUGGAGAUUGAGCUGAGCAGCAAAGGGCCAGAGGUCCAGGAGAAGCCGGUAGUUAAGGACACAGCACCGGUCAUUUCUGAACCUCUUCAAGAUGUGGAUGUACAAGAUGGCACCUCCGUUGAAUUCAGAUGCAAAAUCAUUGGCAAAGUCACCAAGGUCAUCUGGUACAGAGACGGCAAGGAAAUUCGGCCCUCUUAUAACAUCAAGAUGUCUCAGCAGGGCGACAUCUACAUCUUGCGCAUGCCCAGGGUCGUGGCCAGAGACAGCGGUGACUACAGCGUCGUGGCAGUUGGGCCCGGUGGGGAGGCCAAGUCCGAAGCCGAACUUUUUGUUGACGAUCUGCCAAGCAAACCUGUUCCAGCACCCAAGGAUGAACCGACGAAACGACGUGCUCCCGAAAAACCAGAAGAAGUACCCACCAAAGCCCCAAAAGUUGAAGAACCUUUGGAAAAACCUGUUGCCAUGGAAGUGGAAGAAAAAGUUCCUAGUAAGCCAAAACCAGGGGAGCCAGCUAAAAAACCCACUGAGAUGAAACCCUUGGACAAAGACAAGAAAGAAAUGCCUGGGAAAAAGGAGCCUGAGAAACUGCCAAAAAAGCCAGAAGUUGGCAAACCGACAGAACCAGAAUUUCCGAAGAAAAAGGAGCCGGAAAAACCGCCAAAAAAGCCAGAAGUUGGUAAACCGACUGAACCAGAAUUUCCCAAGAAAAAGGUUCCAGAAAAACUGCCAAAAAAACCAGAAGUUGACAAGCCGACCGAACCAGAAUUUCCUAGGAAAAAGGAGCCGGAAAAAAUGCCCCAAAAGCCGGAAGUUGGCAAACCGACUGAACCAGAAGUGCCCAAGAAAAAGGAGCCCGAAAAACCACUGAAAAAGCCAGAAGUUGGCAAACCGACAGAACCAGAAUUUCCCAAGAAAAAGGAGACAGAAAAACUGCCAAAAAAGCCAGAGGUUGGCAAGUCAACUGAACCAGACACGCCACCUAAGAAGAAAGCCCCUAAGGAUGAGGAAGCCCCACCUGAGAAGAAGCCCCGCCCAGCAGACACACCUGACUCUGCUCCCAAGGAGGAGGCCGUCGUGCCCAUGGAACAGGCCCCUGCCGAGUCAGCCCCGCCUGUGGAUAAGCCUGCAAAAGAGCCCGCUGUGCCAGUGGUGCAAACCCCCACUGAAUCUUUGCCCACACCUAUGGAGAUUGAGAUCAGUCCAGAGGGAGGAAUCGUAGCUCGCCAGGCCCCUGAAGAGCAGGCUGCUGUUCCCAGACAGCGACGUCUGUCGGCAACCGAUUAUCUGGAUGAGGAGCCUGCCCCGGAAGCUGCACCCGAGGGAGAGGAGAGUGCCCCCAAGGAAGGGUUCAAGAAGACGGGCCAGUCGGUCAAGCCUGCCGAGACCAAACCCACCCCUCCCCCACCAGCUGUCAAGAUGAAGGAGGGUGGUGGGGCGCCCUCGUUCCUCGAAUCACCUUGCAUGGCGCAGGUCAUCGAAGGUCAGUCAGUGAAGUUUGAGGCCGUGGUUGAGGGGACUCCAAAGCCUGAAGUCACGUGGUACAAAGGCAGCACGGUGAUUAAUGAUGGCUUCAAGAAUCGCUAUGGCGUCAAGUAUUUGGAGAAGCAAGAUGUUCACAUCCUGGAGGUGAAGAAAUCGGAGCUGACUGACACAGGGAAGUUCAGCUGCAUAGUGGAGAACCCCCAUGGGAAGGACGAACGCGUCUUCUCUCUGAUGGUCAACAACAACCCGGAGCCAGUGGAACCAGAAGAAACGCCGCAAGAAGAAAAACCAGAAACUGAUGUAUUAGAUUUCCGUCAGUUGCUGCGACACAGGGAGGUACAGCGACGCGAGUCCAAGAUUGAGGUACCAGACUGGGGCACCCUGAAGGACACGGAUUUACCUGACAAAGCGGGCGCAGAUAUCACCCGGCCCCUAAAGUCGACCCGAGUUAAUGAGCGGGACGGCCGCGUGACCCUGGAGGUGGGCUGUCGGGCCAAUGAUGUCAAACCCACCUGGUACAAGGAUGGUGAGGAGCUUAAGGCCAGCAAGAAAUACAAGAUCAAGAGCACACUGCAGGACUAUGAGCUGACCAUAACCGACCUGAAGGUGGCCGACAGCGGCAACUACUCGGUCAAGUUUGGCGAUUUUGCCGAGUCCAAAUGCAAUGUAGUUGUCGAUGCCGCCCCUCCACCUGGGAAACCAAAGGUGGAUUUUGUGACAUUGCUGAAACCUGUGGAAGUCCACGAAGGGCAGGAUGCUAAGUUCAACUGUGAGCUGUCAGGCGACUGCAUGGAGCUGCAGUGGUAUAAGAACAACGAGAAAGUUCCGCCACGUGACAAGAAGUGUGAGAUCAAGCGUCUUGGCAGACGCCACACCCUGAUUGUCAAGAACUGUAGGCCGGAUGACCAGGGUGAAAUCGCCAUCAGUGCCUUUGGCCGCUACAGCCGUGCCGAUCUGACUGUCAAAUCCAAGCCCAAGUUUAUCAAGGACCUGUCACCUGUCACUGUGGUGGAGAGCCAACCUUGUGCCUUGACCUGCGAGAUUUCAGACUUCACCUCAGAGGUCAAGUGGCUGAAGGAUGGUAAGCCAGUCAAGUUGGAUGAUCGAGUGGCCGCCACGAUGGACAAGGGGGUGCGUAGGCUAGUCAUCUACAAGGCAACAUUCGAUGAUGCUGGGGAGUACACCGUCAAGUUUGUGGAUUUGGAGUCCAAGGCCAAGCUGACUGUCACAGAGCCCCCAAAUUUCACUGGUAACCUCCAGGACGAGGUGGAGGCCUUUGCCCACCAGGACGCCGAGUUUGCCACGGAAGUGUCCAGCCCAGAGGCUGAGGUCUUCUGGUUCAAGAAUGGCCAGCCCAUCAUGCCUGGUGACGAUGAUGACAAGUACGAGAUGGUCGCUGAUGGAAACACUCGCAAGCUGAUCGUCAAGGACGUGGUUCCUGAGGAUGAGGCCAACUAUGCUUGUGCUUUGGACGAGGCGAGAGCCACCCGGUCAAAUCUCAAAGUCCAGGCUCCACCCGCCCUCAAGAUGCCCCUGGACAUGGAGGACCUAAUCGUCAAGGCUGGUGAGCCCGUGGAGGUGACUCUGGAUAUCUCAGGCUCCCCUGCACCCCAAGUGGAAUGGUCUAAGCCCGGUGCCUUGCUGGCACCCGAUGACCGGACCCAGAUGGUUACCAUGCCCAUGAGUGCCACUCUUCUAAUCACGCACACUGACCGCCAUGACACAGACGAUUACACUGUCAGCGUCACCAACAAGCAUGGCACUGAGUCGGCCAAGUUCAAAAUCACUGUCAUCGACAAGCCGCAAGGUCCUGAAAAUGUCAAAAUCUCUGGCUACAACGAGCAUUCGGUGUCACUGACUUGGAAACCACCCAAGGACAAUGGCAACUCGGAGAUCACGCACUAUGUGGUGGAGUACAAGGAGGUCAAGCGUGGUGAUUGGACAGUUUCCAGCGACAGCGUGUCGGCCACCGAGUUCACUGUCCCCAACCUGACUGAAGGCAAGGAGUAUGCAUUCCGCGUGGCAGCCGUGAAUGAAGUGGGCUCCAGUGAACCUGUACAGACGGACCGGACCCAGGUUGCCAAGGAGCCAUUUGAGCCUGCUGAUCAGAUGGACGCACCUAAGGUCGUGGACACCCACGAUGGCAGCAUCGAGCUGAAGUGGUCCCCACCUGAAUUUGAUGGUGGCUGCCCGAUCACGGGCUACAUUGUUGAGAAGCGGGAGGUUGGAUCCCCCAAGUGGUCCAAGGCUACUAAGACCCCAAUUAAGGGCACCAGCUACGAGGUGCCGGACUUGAUCCAGGGGGGCAACUAUGAAUUCCGUACCAUCGCUGUCAACAAGGCCGGAGAGAGCCAACCGAGCCCCCCCAGCAAGCCUGCGCUGGCACGGGAGCCAAUCGAUCCAGCUCUACCCCCAGGCCAGCCAGUUGUCGAGGACGUGACCAAGGACUCGGUGGGCCUGUCCUGGACCAAGCCCAAGGAUGAUGGCGGCAGCCCAAUCAGGGGCUAUUACGUAGAGAAGAAAAACCCGGAGACGGGCGACUGGGAGCGUGUCAACAAGAGGCCCACUAAAGACACCAAGUACAAGGUUCCGGACCUCGUGGAGGGGGAGGAGUACCAGUUUAGGGUGGUGGCUGAGAACGAGGCGGGCCUGAGCGAGCCCAGUGUGGUGUCUCCACCUGUCGUGGCCAAGGAUCCUGAAAUCCCACCCUCUCUGGACGUCUCUCAGAUGAAGGACCUGACAGUCAAGGCCGGCCAGACCAUCAAGUUGGCCGUCAGCUUCACUGGUACCCCACCCCCCAAGGCCUCCUGGAGCUUGGAUGAAGAGCAGCUGGUGCCCGAUGACCGGACCAAGCUGCGCAGCAACCUACAGAUGGCUGAGCUGACCACCAUGGACGCCCAGCGCAGUGACACGGGAGUCUACAUUGUCACAGUGACUAACCCCUUUGGUACCGAGAAGGGCACAGCCAACGUCAACGUUCUCGAUAAGCCUGGUCCCCCAAAAGGCCCCAUGGAAAUCAGCGAUGUCACUGCAACCUCAGCUGUGCUGUCUUGGCAGGCACCAGCAGAUGAUGGCGGCCAGCCAAUCACAAACUACGUCAUUGAGAAGAGGGACAUCAACCGGACCGGUUGGUCCGUUGUCAACGACACCACAAAAGACUUAACCCUCAAGGUCACCAAGCUUCAGGAAAAGACAGAGUACAUGUUCCGCGUUGCGGCUGAGACGAGCUUCGGCGUCAGCAAAUAUCUGGAGGCCCCACACACUGUCCUGGCAAAGAAUCCAUACGAUGAGCCCGGUGCACCUGGUGUGCCGGAGGUUGUUGACUAUGACAAUGACUUUGUGGAUCUGGAGUGGGCAGAGCCUGAAAAUGAUGGAGGGGCAGAAAUCGAAGGCUAUGUCGUUGAAAAGAAAGAGAAAACCAGCUCUCGCUGGACAGAAGUGACAGACAAGCCGGUCAAAGGCACAGCAUUUAAGGUACCCAAUCUGAUUGAGGGGCGCACCUAUGAAUUCCGUGUGGCAGCCGUCAACAAGGCUGGCAAGGGCAAACCCAGCCAGGUGUCACAGCCCAAGCUGGUCAAGGCCAAAUUCUCCAAACCUGUUCUGCGCAUCGACCGCCUCAAGGACAUCAAAUUGCGGGCUGGCCAGGAGCUCAAACUCCAAGUGCCCUUUGACGGUAGCCCACCUCCUACCGUCAGCUGGAAGAAGAAUGACAGUGCGUUGGAGCCAUCUGAGCAGGUUCAGAUUGAGAACACUGACGAGCUGACGACACUCAGGGUCAAAGAAUCGCAGCGAGAUGACACCGGCGAAUAUGAGUUGACGCUGGCCAACGACUCAGGAACACUCAAUGCCAAAUGCAACGUUAUCGUCCUAGACAAGCCUUCGCCACCGCAGCCGCCGUUUGACAUCACUGACAUCACCAAUGAAUCCUGCAAGUUGGCCUGGAACCCGCCAGCAGACGAUGGCGGCAGCGAAAUAGCCAACUACGUGGUGGAGAAGCGGGAGUCAGAUGACGAUUACUGGAGCAAGUGUGGCGGAUUUGUCAAUUUCCCCAACUACACCGCCACUAAGCUGCUGCGUGGGAAGGAGUAUGUGUUCCGCGUGUCAGCAGAGAACGCCCACGGUGGGGUGAGCGCUCCAUUGGAGUCAGCACCUGUUGUGGCCAAGAACCCAUAUGAUGAACCAGAUGCUCCUGGCAAACCCAAGAUUGUCAGCUACGACCGUGACUGUGCCGACCUCCAGUGGGCCGAGCCCAAGUCGGAUGGUGGUGACGCCAUCACUGGCUACAUCAUUGAAAAGAAGGACCCCAAGUCCAACCGCUGGUCCCGCGUCAACAAGGCACCGGUCCUGGGCACGAAGUUCACCGUCCCUGGCCUGAUGGAGGGACGGCAGUACCACUUCCGGGUCAUCGCCGAGAACCGGGCUGGCCCUGGCCAGCCCAGCCCUGAGUCGGACAUCAUGACGGCAAAGCCUGAAUUUGAAAAGCCACGAAUUGACUCCAAUGCCCUGAGCCUGCGUGACCUCAAGGUGAGGCAAGGUGAGCCCUUUGCCAUCAAGGUACCCUUUGUGGCCAGCCCCGCCCCCGAGGCAGUCUGGUACAAAGACAACCGUGAGAUCAAGCUGACUGACCGGGUGGCGGUGGACACCAAUGAGACCACCUGCACACUGAACAACAAGUCAGCCGAGCGGGGCGACACAGGCACCUACAAGGUCACCCUGGAGAACAGCUCGGGAACCGACUCGGCCUCUCUCAAAGUCACUGUACUCUGCCCUCCCACGGCACCCAAAGCCCCUCUAGAGUACUCGGACUUCACGAAAGACUCCCUCAAGCUGACCUGGCAGCCGCCAGAAGAGGAUGGCAACAGCGCCAUCACAGGCUAUGUGGUGGAGCAGCGCGAUGCCAACCGCGACAACUGGACAAAGCUGACCAGCUCUGCAUCCAUUGUGGGCUACACCGCCCGCAACCUGCACACACAUAACGACUACGUGUUCCGGGUCUCGGCAGCUAACCAGUACGGCGUUAGCGAGCCAUUGGAGGGCCGGCAGGUCAAGGCCAAGUUGCCGUUUGAUGAGCCUGAUGCACCCAGCAUCCCCAAGAUUGAUGCCGUUGACCGCAAUUCGGCCCAGAUCUCUUGGUCCCCGCCUGACAAUGACGGAGGCAGUCCAGUUACUGGGUAUGCUGUGGAGUACCGCAACACAGACGGCAACAGCUGGGAACCAGCCAGCAACUAUCCGACCAAGGACACUUCAGCCAUUGUGCCCAACCUGACCGAAGGGAAGGAGUACCAGUUUAGGGUCAUUGCCCUGAAUGAAGCUGGCCCGGGCAAGCCCAGCCGGGCAUCCGACGCUGUCGUUGCCAAAAUGCCCAUCUUGCCGGCUGAUGCUCCUGGGCGGCCGUCAGUUGAUAAAGUCCGCAAGGACCACAUUGGCGUGUCCUGGAACAGGCCCAUGUCGGAUGGUGGGUCCAAGAUCAAAGACUACGUCGUGGAGAAGCGCAAAGUGCCCGAGAGUGGCCCCAAGGGUGACUGGGUGGACGCUGUCAAAGUUCCAGCAACAGAGGAGCAUGCUACAGUUCCGGACCUGGAGGAGGGUAUACCCUAUGAGUUCAGAGUUCGUGCCAAUACCGAGGAGGGCCCUCCCGGUAAACCAAGCAUCCCGACACCAGUUGUCACCGCUGAGGACCGACCGGAGCGGCCGGUUCUUGACAUCAGCACACUCAAGGACGUCAAGGUCAAAGGUGGUGAGAAGUUUGAUCUCAAGCUGUCCUACACGGGCAUCCCCAAGCCUGAGGUGACUUGGGAGCUGAACAGCCAGCCGGUCAAGGAGGACGGCCGUGUCCUGAUCAAGACCACGCAUGAUGUGACAGCGCUUGUCGUGGAGAGUGCGCAGCGGGUCGAUGCGGGCCGCUACACAGUCACAUUGAGGAACAGUGCCGGCACAGACAGUGGCAAAGUCAAGGUGGUGGUCCUUGAUGCCCCAGCCACCCCCGAGGGUCCUCUCAAUGUGUCAGACAUCACCCCAGAGUCGGCCAGCCUGUCCUGGAAACCCCCACUGCUGGGGCCUGAGGACGUGGAGAACUACGUAGUGGAGAAGAAGGACGCUGACACAGGGGCCUGGACCAAGGUCAGUAGCUUCUGCAUGACGCCCAACCUCAAAGUGCGCAACCUGCAGGAGGGGAAGGAGUACCAGUUCCGGGUGAGUGCUGAGAACCAGUACGGGGCCAGCAAGCCACUGCUCAGCGAGCCGAUCAUCGCCAAGCAUCCCUUUGAUACCCCAGGGGCUCCCGAGCCGCCUCAUGCCACCAAGACUGACCGCAAUUCCAUCAGCCUUGCCUGGAAACCACCUGCCAACAAUGGCGGCAGCCCUGUGCUAAGCUACCUCGUUGAGAAGCGGGAGGCGGGCUCCCCGAACUGGUCUCCGGCCACCCGGGCACCAGUCAAGGACACCAGCUGCUCGGUGCCCAAGCUGACGGAAGGGACGGAGUACGAGUUCCGCGUAAUGGCCCAGAAUGCUGCGGGGCCUGGGAAGCCCAGCGACGCCAGUGAAGGGAUUGUUGCUGCACCCCCUUCAGUGAAGCCCAAGGUGCGCAGUGACUGUCGCAACAAGGACAUCACUGCUGUCGCUGGAGAGCAGUUCAAAGUGGAGGUUCCCUUUGAGAGCACACCAGCCCCUGAAGUCAUGGUGACCAGGGAAGACAAAGGCGGGAUGGAGAUACCGAAAGGAGAUAGGUUUGACAUUCAGGAAAGUUCAGCAGAAGCCCUGUUCACGUGCAAACGUGCUGAGAGAAACGACAGCGGGAGGUACACAAUCACGUUGCGCAACAACGAGGGCACCGACACCUGCAACUUGCGAGUCACUGUUGUUGAUAAGCCGGGUCCUCCGGAAGGUCCUCUGGAGGUGUCCGACGUCACUGCUGAGUCAGUCAAGCUGUCAUGGAACCCACCGAAGGACGACGGAGGAAGCCGUAUCACCAACUAUGUGGUGGAAAAGAAAGAGGAAGGACGGCCCAGCUGGUCAAAGAUUUCUGGUUUUGUGCGGACCACCGACUUUGGUGUGGGCAGUCUGGACGAGGGGGUAAAAUACUUCUUCCGCAUCCGGGCAGAGAACCAGUAUGGUGUUGGUGAGCCGCUGGAGACUUCCACCGCUGUGCACAUCAAGAACCCAUAUGACAUUCCCGACUCGCCGGGCAAGCCUGUGAUUGACGAGGUGGACAAGGGCUUUAUCCGCAUGUCCUGGGAGAGGCCGGAGAAUGAUGGCGGUGCCAAGAUCCUGGGCUACAAUGUGGAGAAGCGCGAGGAGGACAGCGAAUGGGAGCAGUGCAAUAACUUCCUUGUGAAGGACACCAAGAUGUCCCUGAGCAACCUACGCGACACGGUGGAGUACCAGUUCCGCGUGAUUGCCAAAAAUGCGGCUGGGCUCAGUGCCCCUAGCCGCCCGUCCAAUGCAGUCAUCCCAAAACCACAGUACACUACCUCAGACAAACCCGGAGUCCCACAGGUGGAAAAAGUGACCAGCAAUACGGCUGACCUAACCUGGGCUAAGCCUGCAUCUGAUGGAGGAGCCCGCAUAACAGGUUACACAGUUGAGAAACGCGAGGUGGGUGCCCCCAACUGGGAGAAGGCCAACCGGUAUCCCGUCAAGGACACCAACUUCACCCUGGAUGGACUGGAAGAGGGGAAGGAGUAUGAAGCGCGAGUCUUUGCUGAGAAUGCAGCAGGAACGAGCGAGCCCAGUUACUCAGAGGUGCCCAUCAAGCCCAAGGACUCAGUUAAGGGCACAGCCCCAUUCUUUGACAAACGGCUGGAGAACGUCACUGGUUGCCAAGGUGACUCGGCCAAGUUCACGUGUGAAGUGUCUGGUACCCCACAGCCUACCAUCAAGUGGUAUAAGAAUGGAGAAGAGCUAUGGCCAGGAGUUCGCUUGUCAGCCCGGCAGAGUGAUCAACUCUGUAUACUGACCAUCAAUGACCUGAAAGAUGCAGACUCUGGCGAGUACACCUGUGAGGCCAGCAACAAGAUGGGCACGGAGCGCUGCAAGGCCAAACUUGCUGUCCAGUUGGCCCCCUCAGUGGGCAAUGUCCCCCGCGAGGUCACAGUGGAGGUGGGCAACCCAUUCAAGGUGAAGAUUCCAUUCACCGGCAAAGGGGACGUUAGUGCCCGGUGCUCGAGGGACGGGCAGCCGUUGGAUGACGACCGUGUCAAGAUGACCGUCUUUGAUGACUACGUCAUCAUGAAUGUGAAGCAAGCUGAACCAGAGGACAAUGCUUCAUUUAAGGUCACAGUCGGCAACGAUGCAGGAAGCGACACGGCCAGCUUCAACGUCAAGGUUCUCGAUGUUCCCGGGCCACCUCGAGGUCCGUUGGACGUCGGUGAGGUAACCAACCACUCCAUUUACAUCUCCUGGAAGCCACCUGCCCACAAUGGAGGCCUGCCCAUCAAGUCCUACUAUGUGGAGAAAAAGGAGGAGGGGACAAAAGACUGGAUGACAGUUGGGAGCUUUGUGCGGGAGACCAACUUCCUGGUGCAGGGCCUGCAGACAGGUGUGGCCUACGAGUUGCGAGUUUCGGCUGAGAACGACAUUGGCCUGGGCCGGCCGCUGAGUGGUGAGUCGGCUGUGGUGGCCAAGAGCCCCUUUGACCCACCUAGUAAGCCUGGUGAGCCUGACGUCAGCCAGGUGGGCAAGGACUUUGUGACCCUCAUGUGGGGGCGCCCUCACUCUGACGGUGGGAGCCCCAUCACCGGGUACUUUGUCGAGAAGACAGAGGCAGGAGCAGAUAGAUGGGUGCAAGUCAACCGUGGUCCCGUCGCCCACCUGACCAUGACCAUCCCCAACCUCAUUGAGGAUCGGGAGUACGAUUUCCGGGUGACGGCUGUCAAUGAGGCUGGACUGGUCAGCGAGCCGGCCGUCGGCAGCCACUCAGUGCUGGUCAAGGACCCUAAUGAGGUAAUCAGACCUAAGUUUGAGGAAGGCCUGAGGGACACCACAGCCCACGAGGGCAGAACAGCCACAUUUGAGUGCCAGUUCAGUGGCAAACCGCACCCAGAAGUCAAAUGGUUCAAGGGGUCACGUGAACUGUUCACCAACAACAAGUACCAACCAGAGGUGGACGGUAAUGCUGCGAUGCUCACAAUCAGCAACAUCCAGCCCGAUGACGUGGAUGAGUACUCCUGUGAGAUUAGGAACCCCGGGGGACGGAAGGUGACCCGUGCGCAGCUUCUCGUCAAAUUUGCACCGAAGAUCAAGCUCCCAGCCCGCUUCCGCGACACGGCAGCCAGCUUCAUCAAGGGUGAGACCAUCAAGCUCAAGAUCCCCGUCACGGGCUACCCCAAGCCCACCUCCAGCUGGACGCUGGAUGGCCGGCGGAUCAGCCGUGGUGUGGAGGACACAGACCGUCACGCUGUGCUGACCAUAGCUAACGCCGAGCGCAAGGACAGCGGGGAGUAUGAACUGACGGCCGAGAACGAGGUCGGGAGUGACUCUGCCUUUAUCCAUGUCAACGUCAAUGAUGUUCCUGGAGAACCCAUCGAUCUCCAGGCCAAGGAUGUAACCUACGAGAGUGUUGAGCUGAGCUGGCAGCCUCCGGCUGACGAUGGGGGUAGCCACAUUGAUGCCUAUGUGUUGGAGAAGCGGGAGUUUGGCCUGGAGUCAUGGAGCCGGGCCGGCUACACCUCAGGCCAGACCAACCACGUGUUGUCCAUGCUGACACCCAACCGGGAGUACCGAUUCCGUGUGCGGGCCGAGAAUAUCACCGGCUCCAGCAAACCGGCCGAGGUCACGCACAAGAUUGCUAUACCUGAACCAGAGAAGCCUAUCCGAAGGGCUUCCAUGGCAACGGAGGAAUCAGUUGCCCGCCCUGAAAGACCAAGACUUCCUAGAGUCCAUGAUUAUGAUAUGAUUGUUGAGGAAGGUUUUUCACCGAAGAAAGUCAAAUUGCGUAAGACGUCACCUAGCGACCGCUAUGAGUUUGGGGAAGAGCUUGGAAGUGGUGAAUACGGUGUGGUCCGCCGAGCUGUGGAGAAGCCCACUGGCCGCAACUACGCUGCCAAGUUUGUCUCAACGGAGCCGGCUGACAAGGCUCACAUCAAGCAAGAGAUGAACACCAUGAGUGCCCUGCAACACCCGCGACUGCUGCAACUGCACGAUGCCUAUGAGACAGAUGACCAGAUGGUCAUGAUCCUGGACUUUUUGAGUGGAGGUGAUCCCUUUGACCGCUUCAAGGACUGGGAGCAUCUGACCGAAGAGGAGGUUGCCCGUCUGACCAGACAGGUCUGCGAAGGACUCAAUUACCUACACCUCAGGAACUACAUGCACCUGGACCUCAAGCCCCAGAGCAUCCUGUACGAGACCAAGAAGAGCAACAACAUCCGCAUCAUUGACCUGGGCAUGGCCACCAAGCUGGACCCCGAGGAGAGGGUCAAGGUUGUCUCAGGGUCAUCGGAGUACUCGUCACCUGAGCUGAUCAACGGCAACCCGGUGGGCUUCUCCACAGAUAUGUGGACAGUGGGAGUUAUUGUCUACAUGCUACUUAGCGGUAUACACCCAUUCAACCACGACCCAGACAAGAUCCGACGGGGACGUUGGGAGUUUGACCAAGGGGCGUUCCGCGGCAUCUCGGAUGAAGCCAAGGAUUUCAUCAGCAAGCUGCUCAUACUUGACACAGAGCAGCGGAUGCCUGCCUAUGAGGCUUUGGAGCACCCGUGGCUGAAGGAACCAAGCAAGUGGUCCCGGAACCGCAUCUCUACUGACCGACACAAGAUGCUGACGGAGAGACCUGGAUGGUUGGUCGGUACCCAGACUAUCGGAAUUGGUCGGCUAUCCAACACCAGCACCCACCGCCGACGUAGACCACUUGAGGGCGACUUCAUCAUUGAAGUUGCAAUGUCGCGCAAGGAGGCACGCCCCCGCUUUGUUCACCGACCCAUCGACACCUUUGCAAUGGAGGAUCGCGAUGCCACGUUCAAAUGUGUCAUUGCAGCGCCCUCAGAGCCUGUUGUAACUUGGUGGAAAGACGACAAAGAACUGAAGCAGAGCUUGAAGUACAAGUCCAAAUACGAUGACGUCAACUACUCCUUGGUCAUUGGACGUUGCCAGCUAGAGGAAGCUGGCCAGUAUAUGGUCAAGGCGGUCAACUCCUAUGGUGAACUGAUCAAAGAGUCGCAUCUCACUGUCGAGCCUGAUCCAAUGAAGAGACGUGAAGAAAAGAAGAGAAGACCUGUAGAGCAGCUACCCCCACCUCGUCCCGACUCCAAACCGGCCUUCACAUUCCGCCUGCGGCCACGGACCAUCCAGGAGGGAUCCAGCGUCCGGCUCAGCUGCAUUGCCUCUGGUUACCCAGAACCUAAGGUUACGUGGAUGCUGAAUGGCGAAGUCAUCCCUAAGGCACACCCGGACUUCAAGCAGGAGUACUCCUACCGCAUGGCGGUACUAGAGAUUGACCGGGUCACUCCAGAGACCAGCGGCCGAUUUGCCUGCAUUGCCGAGAACUGCAUGGGAACUGACGAAACGGAAUGUAUAAUCAGUGUGGAAGACCGAUCCAGGCGUGGCCAAAAGGUCUCUAGUCAGGAGUACAGUGCCACCACCCGACGGUCCAAGCGACGUGAGGAUAUGACGGAGGAAGACACAUCCGCGGCGGCUCGGACCAUCCAGCAAGGCUUCCGGGAGUACCGACAGAAGAAAGAGAGCGUCUCUGAAGAGAUCACAGAAUCGGAAGAAGGUGGAGUGCACAUGCGCAGAGAAACGCGCAGAGAAAGACGGGAAGAAGUUCAAGUUGCCCAGACCAGCUCCUCUGAUGCCACCAGGGGCGAGGAGAGCCAGGCCCAGAUUGAGGUCGGUGUCAGAGAGGCCAUAGAUGUUGACUUGGGAGGGGCCAAGAGGGAAGACAUUGCCAUGGUCGAGGAGUCAGGUGUGGUGGAAGAGGCAGGUGUGGUUGAGGAGGGAGGUGUGGUCCUAGAGGAUGCCGCCCAGGUGGAAGAAGCACCAGAAAGGGGAGAGGAGGCACCUGCUGUACCGGAGGGCUACAAGGGUCCCAUCAUGGUGGUCCAGCCUCAGUCCGUCAGUGUCGAAGAAGGAAUGAGUGCCAAGUUUUACUGCAAACUGUUAGAAGCAGCUGACGAAGUCAUCUGGCUCAAGGAUGACCGGGCUCUAGAGGACGGAGGCCGCUUUGCCAUCUCGGCUGAGACCAACGAGUACUGUCUGGAAAUCCCCAUGGCCCUGUCCACCGACUCAGGUCUCUACACCUUCAAGGCCAAGAACGCUCAUGGAGAGUGCCAGACGUCAUCCUCGCUCCAAGUUGUCCUUGAAGAAGCCGAGCCUGUAAACAUCGAAGAGAUUUUGAAGUCUGUGGAGUAAAAAGAAAACAGCACUUAGAAAAGUUUGUCUUGGACUACUUUUUCGUUGCCAUGGAGUGUGAGAAUUGUUAAUUAUGAAGGCUGUAACACCAAACUUUCUUGUAUAAUUUUUCUACAGGACACUGUAAUCACCAGAAGCUUUGCAAAGUGUUGUUUUCGUGUCACAUUUACUCUUCAGGCUUGUUUUACUGUAUUUUCUUCUUAUGCAAGAGGGUUAGGUCUUUCUUUUAACGUGAUCAGUUUGAUCUGUGAUUUCAGAUUCGGAAAAAAAAAAUGAAAACUAAGAAUGUUAAUGUAUUUGUGGAACAUUUUGCUCUUAAGCUGCUAAAGGAAUAAUGAGAUUAAGAAAAAAGUACACUUUUUAACACUGCUGUGCAAUUGCUUAUUUGCGAACAUUAGCUGGGUUUUAUUGGCAUGUGUCUCAAAGCAAUGAGCACUAAAGGGCGCUGUUUUCUCCAAGUGCAACCUCUGGUGGGUCUUUGUGACUAUAGGGCCUCUGCCCAGCUAGUGCUUCGUGCAAAUUAGGUAUCAUUCUUACAAGACCGUAGCUCUACAGUUGGUAUUGUUGUACCUCGAAAAUUAAACUUUGCCAGUUGGUAACUCUGUAUGUAACAUUAUGCCAGCUUUCUUAAAAAAUAGAUUCCUCUAGUGAAAAGUAGUUUUCAGAGACAGGCAGGGGCAGUACUUCCUUUUUAGAAAAAAAGUGGAUGAGUGGAACUGAGAUAGUGGUGUGUUAGCUGCAUUGCUGUGACAUGUCUGCAAGAGGCUGUAUAUGACUGUAGCCUGGCUGAAGCUGGACUUUAACACUGGAAUUUGUCAUCUAUGUGGUACUUUCUGCAAGACAGGAAAGAAAAAAGGCAAGCCAGUUUGAAGUAUAAUUUAUGAGGCACAGCUUGAAAUUUCUGGUGUACAAGGAUUGUGUUGGCCUUCCAGGAUUAAGUUGAACUGAACCGUUGAAAUGAUCAGUUUGAAUAACUGCACUGGGUACAAAGUGGGGCUAGUUUUUACAAUCAACUCACAAGGACUGUGGCAUUCUUUUCAGAAUGAAAAAUCUUUUAUCAAACCCAACCUGCCAUUGGCUUGUCUGAGCCACCAGAUGGUGUUUUGACCAAUGACAUCUUUACAUGUACAUGCGUCUUGUGAUAUUUGCACUCUUGUACAGCCUUCCCGGGCAGUUUCAGUCUGAUCAAACUGUAUCCUCUUUUUAAGGUGGUGCAAGCCCUCAACAACAGCACACAUACCCCAUGAUUGUAAAUAGCGCCCUCCAGUUGGGAAGAAACUUGAAUAUCAUUUUUUCAAAAUUUGUGCUACUUAUCAAUAGAGAGCCCUGCAGUGUUUUCUGUCCCGCAGUAAUUGAAUAUUUAUGGCAGUAAUAAAGAUUGAGUUUUUAAACGUGACAAAAACA
This is a messenger RNA of Acanthaster planci (crown-of-thorns starfish), 17206 nucleotides long. RefSeq names its product twitchin-like. The record is from RefSeq and is a predicted model, not a curated record. Gene Ontology annotation, biological process: protein phosphorylation. NCBI's taxonomy places the organism in Eukaryota, Metazoa, Echinodermata, Asteroidea, Valvatida, Acanthasteridae. Gene Ontology annotation, molecular function: protein binding; protein kinase activity; ATP binding.